UACUUUGAAAAACUUCCGGGUGGCAGCCGACGGAAGAGUUUGUUUUGAAGCUCGCUUUCUGAUUCUAGUUGUUGCAACUUCUACACUUGAGCAUAAUGGCAAGAGUCAUAGCUGUACUGCGUGAUGUUAUGUAGUUUUAAAACGUGUACGGAGUGACAGUGGUUUAAAGUAGUUGUUGGUUUCAGUUAUAAAGUUAUAUUUUCCUUUGUUCUGUAAAAAAGGAAGUUAAAAAUCAGACUGGUAACUCAAGAGGUUGGAUCCCAGUCGAGUAACUUUUUACGAAAUGAACACAAGUGUCCCCCUCCAUCCUGGGAUUGGCUGCCUCUGCAAAUCUGCUUAACUGAUUGACUGCCGCUGAAAGCAAAUUAGAAGCAAGAGUGGUCAACAAGACUGCCUGUACAGAUGUAUAUCUGAAGAUUUGAUCUGUUAUAUGCUUCAAAAUACCAAAGCAGUUUAAGACUUGGAAUUUGUGUGCUUUCCCGACAUUCUAAACCAACUAAAGAAACCUAUGGCUGCUCCUAUCGAGAAGAAGAGGUUCAUUAUUCCUUCACAAGAAGCUGAAAUAACCCCGGUAAAACCGCUCUUUAAAUCUUUGGGGAAAAGCAUUGGAGAAGAUAAUCUCCCACAAUUAAAAGGUCAGCCUACAGUUGCUUCAUACGCUGAUUACCUGUUUGGGCAAAAUUCCAAACUCCAGAGUAAAGGACAGCUGAGUCAGCCAAGUUCUGCAUCUGUAAAGUAUUUCUCUGUGCUCAGUAAUGAAGCAAAUACCAGUGACCGUAAUAAGCUGGUAACCAGUACAGAAGCACAGAACGUAGCCGCCUACAAAGCAAAAUCACUGGAAUAUGGAGAUGGGAGAGGAGUUCACACAGGCCUGGAAGAUGAGGACACCAAAGGUGUAUCUGACAUUGUGGCAGAUGGUACUGGUGAAACUAUAGAGACAGCUGGGACUUCUGGAGCGGCUUUGCCAAAGACAGUCAGCAAAUCUGGUAGCAUUAUUGUAAGCCCACGGCAGCGAGGAAACCCAGUUCUCAAGUUCAUCCGUAAUGUUCCUUGGGAAUUUGGAGAGAUUAUUCCUGACUACCUCAUGGGACAGAGUACCUGUGCCCUCUUCCUCAGCUUGCGGUACCACAACCUGAAUCCAAAUUAUAUUCAUGAUCGUCUGAAACAGUUGGGGCAGUCAUAUGCGCUGAAGGUCCUGUUGGUCCAAGUGGAUGUGAAAGAUCCUCAUCAUGCUCUGAAGGAAUUGGCAAAGAUUUGUAUCUUGGCUGACUGCACACUUAUUCUAGCUUGGAGUCCUGAAGAAGCUGGAAGAUACCUUGAAACUUACAAGUCGUAUGAGAAUAAACCGGCAGAUGCCUUAAAAGAACGAAUGGAAAGUGACUUUGUUUCCCAGAUGACUGACUGUUUGACCACAGUGAAGUCCGUGAACAAGACUGAUUCUGCAACUCUUCUUUCAACUUUUGGGUCAUUGGCCAACAUCAUCAAUGCCUCCAGAGAAGAUUUAUCCCUCUGUCCUGGCCUGGGACCUCAGAAGGCAAGAAGACUGUAUGAUGUCCUUCAUGAACCAUUUCUGAAAUCAAAGUGAAAACAGUUACUUGAAGGUCCACAGCAGUUUGUCUUGGAUGGUCAACAGUAAACCCUCUAAAAAAGCCCCGAGUGCUUCCUCUGGAGCUUGAAUUUACGAAUGAAGUUGAUGAGUUGGGACCCUGAUAUCUUCCAAACUGGCAUAAAGUUAUGUUUGAAAAGCUGUCAGAUAUUCCAGCAGCACAGUAUUCUGGGACUAUUUACUCAUUUUAAGUUAUACUAGCCAGGGAGGCACAGUCUGGUUGCUUGUACAAACAGAACUUGUGGUUCAGAGAAUCUGCCACAAAUGAACUACUUGUAUAUCGUUAUUAGUGUCCAUUUGUGUGCCGUAAACCUUUACAAGAGUAAAGUGCUUUAAAAAGAGCAAUGUUUAUGUGAAAUGUACAGGGGAAUGCUGUUGUAAUGCGUCAUAGAACAAUAGUCAGUCUGAGUGGGAAAGUGUAGAUAACGAGUGGCAAGCAUCCAGGUGGUAUGGACCAGGUUUUUGGCACAGAGGACUGAAGCCUUGAGAGCAGUCCAGAAGACCAGAGUUUGAUUAGUGUUUCAUGUGCUUGGAGGAGGGUAGGGGAGAUGGGACUAAACUGCUUCCAUCAGCUCGCCCAUCCAUGGGUGGAGGGGAAUUAGAGUGGAGCACUUGCCUAAGCACACCUCCACUUUUGAAACACUGGUGGAGACUUGUGUCAUGCAGAUAUACUGUUUGGAAGUGGGAGGUAGAGAGAGAGCUUUGGUUGAGUCACGUGCUGUGGACAGUUUAUUACAAGCCAAUUACAUUUCUUCCAUUGGACAGGACAGACAUGCAUAGACAGGAGAAAUAGACAGGGCAUAAGAUGAUGAUCCCUGAUGGAUGCUUGGAUAACCUCAUGAUUGGUUCUUGCCCUUGAGAUUAAUGGGAUGGAGACUAAUCUUGCCCUGCAGGGAACAAACAAGCCACAUCAGUUACAGGAGGAUCGAUGUCUGGUAGGCAUUGGGGACAAAAAAAAAUCCAUUCACAUGGUACAGCAAUUAAGUGAGUCACAGCUAAAAAGCAGAUCUUUAUUGUAGGAUUACCUCAAUAUUUACAUCAUUUAAAAGAACAUAAAGUCAUGUGAUGCUAAUGAACAAGGGAUAUUCAGACAUUUCUGCGAUACACUGCCAUCUUUCCUUGUGCAAAUUAUUGAGCUGUCUUGAAAAUAUGUCUGACACAGAAAAUGUUUAGCAAUGUACUGUACUUAAACUUGUAGUUAGAAUAAAAAGAGAAAUUUAUUUUUCA
Messenger RNA from Protopterus annectens (West African lungfish), 2833 nucleotides. It is a transcript of the gene ERCC1, whose product is annotated as ERCC excision repair 1, endonuclease non-catalytic subunit. The coding region runs from base 509 to 1585 and encodes 358 amino acids. NCBI's taxonomy places the organism in Eukaryota, Metazoa, Chordata, Ceratodontiformes, Protopteridae. The record is from RefSeq and is a predicted model, not a curated record. Gene Ontology annotation, cellular component: nucleus; nucleotide-excision repair factor 1 complex; ERCC4-ERCC1 complex. The transcript is spliced from 11 exons. Gene Ontology annotation, biological process: meiotic mismatch repair; nucleotide-excision repair; mitotic recombination. Gene Ontology annotation, molecular function: single-stranded DNA binding; damaged DNA binding.